ACCAAGCCCACGUGCCUCACGUUCCCCCAGUGCCUGUCAUCCCCCCAAAAAGCAAAUCAUGAAUUGAAAAUAUAAUAAUAAUCCAUCCUCUCCUUCUCUCUCUGUACAUUUUACCUCUGUUUCUCUGUGCUCUGUAUCCUCCGCAGACAUGAGCACUUCUGCGAAACCCUCGCCCGUGCCUGCUGCUGCAGAGGCUGCUGCUACAGACGCCGCUGCUACAGACGCCGCUGCUGUCCCUCGUCGAGAUGACGAUGUGCGCAGCAAGCUGGCCAUACGUAAGGCAUACCACACGGCCUACUAUGAAUACCAGCGCAGAGACAUGAUGUACCUCCUCAUCAUCCUGCGCUUCAUAAAUGCCAUCACCAUCCGCACCUUCUUCCAACCAGACGAGUACUUCCAGUCUCUCGAGCCAGCAUGGGAGAUGGCAUUCGGCGCGUCCAGCGGCGCGGCCAGCGGAGCAUGGAUCACCUGGGAAUGGCACCACCAGCUUCGCUCAUCUCUGCACCCCGCCAUCUUCGCCCUGCUCUACUUUGUAGCUGACCGCGCCAUGGGCGUGAUGAGCAUGUACCCGCAAUUUAAAGCCAUUAUCUUGGCGUACCUCCCCAGAGUGUUCCAGGGGCUUGUUGCCGCCGUAGGGGACUACUACACCUGGCAGCUGGCCGAGAAGGUCUAUGGGCAAGGAAGCAAUGCGGCUUUUACCACGCUACUCAUCACCGCCUUGAGCCCAUGGCAGUGGUUCUGCUCUACCAGGACGCUCUCCAAUUCUCUGGAGACAGUCCUGACCAUCGUUGCUCUCUACCAUUGGCCUUGGGCCCUAUAUGGCGACAGCAGCGCACCAAGGAAGGCGUCUCCAGAUGCAGCUGAGGCCCACAAGGCCACUACUAGCUCGCCGGAGUCUCAGAUCUUCAAGACACAUGCAGAUGUCAACAGUCUUCGUAUUUGCCUUUUCUUGGCAGGCAUUGCCUGUCUUCUCAGGCCCACGAACCUGUUCAUCUGGGCCUCAAUCGUAACCGUAUCUGUCAGCCGGUUGGGACUUACCGGCACCUCACCCGCCAAGUUCUCUGACUUCCUGAUAAUACUACGCGAAACUGUCAUUUGCGGUGCACUUGCCCUCUCCAUCUCCGCCGCCUCGGACUACUACUAUUUCGGAGUGUGGACCUUCCCACCUUACCAAUGGCUCUACUUCAACAUCACCAAGUCCCUAGCCGUCUUCUACGGCACAAACCGCUGGGACUACUACCUCACCGAGGGCCUCCCCCUACUUCUCACCACCUGCGUCCCAUUCACCCUCAUCGCCUUCGUCUCCUCCACAUCUAUCGGAACCGACGGGGCAUCCGUCAGCAACAUCCGCUUCCAAUUCACCUUCACGGCCCUCACCACCAUCGCCACCCUCUCUCUAAUCUCCCACAAAGAAGUCCGCUUCAUCUACCCCCUCCUCCCCCUCCUCCACAUCCUCUCCGCCCCGCACAUCCUCUCCUUCUUCUCCCGCCCCGCCCCCGCCUCCACCCCCUCAGUCUCAACCUUCGCCAUCCCCCCCUCCCCCACCCUCCGCCGCACCACCCUCCUCGGCGCCCUCAUCGCCCUCAACAUCUCCCUCGCCUUCUACACUACCUUAAUCCACCAACGCGGCGUCCUCGACGUCCUUUCCUUCCUCCGCUACGACUACGAAGCCACCCACCUCACCGAGCGCGGCCUCUUCAUCCCCACCACCGCCGAUGACGCCCCAUUCGCUGCGUUCCUCAUGCCCUGCCACUCUACGCCGUGGCGCUCGCACCUCGUUCACCCGACGCUGAAUGCCUGGGCGCUGACCUGCGAGCCGCCUCUUGAUAUCCCAGCUGGUACGCCGGAGCGCGAGGCGUAUCGCGAUGAGGCGGAUAGGUUCUUCGAUAAUCCGAAGGGGUUUUUGAGUCGCGAGGUGGGGAGCAGGGAGAAGCCGUGGCCGCAGUAUGUGGUUGGGUUUGAGGGGAUUGAGGGGGUGCUGGUGGAGUGGCAUGAGGAGACGGGGAGUCAGUAUGAGGUGGUGAGGAAGUGGAGUGGGUUUAAUAGCCAUUGGAUUGAUGAUGAGAGAAGGCAGGGACGGGUUGUGGUGUGGGAGUUUAAGGAGAGGGUUAAGGCUUAGGUUGGAGAGAUGGGGGUUGGAAAGAGCUCGCUGUGAUGGGGAUGUUUGUAUUAUAUUUGUGUUAUAUAUAGAGGAUAUUGAGUUGGAUUAAUUUUAUCUACCCCUGUAUAGUUCAACUUGUUGCUGUGGAG
Molecule: messenger RNA, 2250 nt
Organism: Pseudogymnoascus destructans
Lineage: Eukaryota; Fungi; Ascomycota; Leotiomycetes; Thelebolales; Thelebolaceae
Gene: GPI10
Product: glycosylphosphatidylinositol anchor biosynthesis
Exons: 5
Coding region: 149-2119 (656 amino acids)
Biological process (GO): GPI anchor biosynthetic process
Cellular component (GO): endoplasmic reticulum membrane
Molecular function (GO): alpha-1,2-mannosyltransferase activity
Source: RefSeq, a predicted model, not a curated record